AUGAAGAGAAAGAAUGAUUUUCAAAGUCAGGAAAAGGAGGUUAAACGGCAACAUGAAGAGUACGAUAAUAGGCCAAUUAUAAAGAUACCACUAACGGAGCAUUGGUCAACAGUAAUUACCAAACAUGGCGAUAGGUUCUAUUUCAAUUCUUCUAGAAAGAAGUCAUUUUGGCAAUUACCAGAUGGAGGUAGGGAUGAGGAGUGGACUAAAGCUGAUCAGGCUCUAUCGAGAUUCAAGAAUGUUAUAAUAACCAUUAUCGGUAUAGUUCGGGGAUAUAGUAUAGAAAAGUUUGUCUGGAAUACAGAGAAAAAAGAACUGCUCUUGGAUCAGAUACAAAAAGUAAUAGGCACAGCGGCCAAUGAUGAAGCUGUACAGGUUACACCUGAAACUAAAGAGGAUGACAUGAAAGAUACAACUACCGAGAUAUCAGAUACGGUAACUUUAAAGGUUAAUGAAACCGGCUUCAAAGGGACUAAAUCAGUAAGCGAAAAGCAACAAGAUGUUACUGAGGAAGCAAAGGGUCUUCAAAUCGGUUAUGAAUCUUCUUCUAGCGGGGAAGAAGAACAGGAGCAGGAAACUGCAGAGACAAAAAAUGAGGGAAAAGACUCGAAUGAAAACACGACCAACAAUUCUUCCAAUUCUACUGGAAAUGAGGAAUCAUCGGAUGAAUUUGGCUUGGAUAUAGAUGAUUUGGAUGAUUUAGAUGAAGGAGAAAAUACAAGUAUUGGUGAUUCCGGGAUAUUUAAAGAGUACAAGGACGAUCAUUUGGCCUUAAACUUUAUUAAUCUCCUCGAAAGGAAGUCCAUAGAUCCAUUCUCUGCCUAUGAACUCGAACGUGAAAAGUUUAUGUUAGAACCAGAAUAUAUAGCUGUUAGUGCUGAGAAAGCAGAGGAACUUUUUAACUAUUGGUGCUUUAAAAAGUCGUUCAGUAACGAGAAUAGUACGCCGAACAGAGAAUAUUCUGAAGAAGAGGAAGAAGGAAAGGAAGAAGCACCAGAUAAUAUAAAGGUUUAUUUGGAGUGGAUGAAAUCGCUCGACAGAAUUCCCAAAUAUUACUUUGAACUAAGACGGAAGCUUCGACAUAGUGAUAUAGCAAGGAAAAUAGUACCGGAUGAGAGACUUGUUAAGCAUAUUUUCCAAGUGUAUCAGCGGCUAUUGAAGCAAAACAAAGGAAAGAAAGAGACAUUGGAAGCACUUGAGCAAGAAGUACGAUCCGAAAUGUAA
This is a messenger RNA of Brettanomyces bruxellensis, 1224 nucleotides long. RefSeq lists its product as uncharacterized. NCBI's taxonomy places the organism in Eukaryota, Fungi, Ascomycota, Pichiomycetes, Pichiales, Pichiaceae. Bases 1 to 1224 code for a protein of 407 amino acids. The transcript has a single exon. The record is from RefSeq and is a predicted model, not a curated record. Gene Ontology annotation, molecular function: protein binding.